Molecule: messenger RNA, 2353 nt
Organism: Hemiscyllium ocellatum (epaulette shark)
Lineage: Eukaryota; Metazoa; Chordata; Chondrichthyes; Orectolobiformes; Hemiscylliidae
Gene: ccdc124
Product: coiled-coil domain containing 124
Exons: 5
Coding region: 80-742 (220 amino acids)
Biological process (GO): transcription by RNA polymerase II
Cellular component (GO): nucleus
Molecular function (GO): transcription coactivator activity
Source: RefSeq, a predicted model, not a curated record
UCUUGUCGUCAUCAAGAGGCGCCAGUGACAGAGAGUCAGCUGCUGGAGCGAGGUGCCUUGAGUCCGUGGCAGCGGAGGGAUGCCCAAGAAGUUUCAGGGAGAAAACAGUAAAUCAGCAGCUGCCAGGGCUCGGAAAGCAGAGCAGAAGGCAGCAGCAGACGCCAAGCGACAACAGGAGCUCGAAGACGCCUACUGGAGAGAUGACGACAAACACGUGGCAAGGAAGGAGCAGCGGAAGAUGGAAAAGGAGAAGAAGCGGGUGGAGCAGCUAGAACGCAAGAAAGAGAUCCAGCGACUGCUCGAGGAGGAGGGGAGCAGCAUGAAAACAAAACCCACGAAGCCAGUCACAGCGCCCAAGAUAACCCGGGCUCAGAUUGAGGAGACCCUCAAAAAGGACAAUGUGGGGCAAAGCACAGAGGAAGGAAAAGUGAAACAGAUGAGCCAUUUAGACAUGCCAUUAGAGGAGAAUAUUAAUCGCAUUGUCCCCAGCGAGGGGGAUGUGGAUGCAAGGACCAUUGAAGAUGCUAUAGCUGCCCUGAGCACGGGCCAGAGUGUGGAUCAUCACCCUGAGCGACGAUUGCGCGCUGCCUUCAAUGCCUAUGAAGAGAUAAAUUUGCCACGAUUGAAAAAGGAGAAUCCUAACAUGCGCUUGUCACAGCUCAAGCAGAUGCUAAAGAAGGAGUGGAUGAAAUCACCUGAGAACCCCAUGAACCAGUUGCAUGGAGCCUACAACACCAAGUAAUGAGUCCAGGAGGAAGCCUGUCUUGUGAACUUGAACCUAAGCAUCAACAUUGACCCGGUGGCUUGAAUGUGAUAUCAAUUGGGUUUCUUUAUUUUUAAACAAAAAAGCAAAUAGCAUAAAAUAAAAGGAACUGCAUCACUGUCCCAGUGGCUGCACUUUCCUUUAAACAUCCAUUUUACUGUCCAGACGUUCUUUGCUGCAAAGUUUCAACAGUGUAUUUGUACGUGCCAAAUCUCCCUACCCACUUAACACAACCCUCACCCACCCCGAUGACUCAAUCCCCUCACCGCAAACACCAGCAUUGGUUUUAAAACCAGUGCCAUUUCCAUUGACAAUACAGGAGUCCCUAGCUGGGAGCUCACUUGCUCUUGAACUUGGCUCCUCUAGUCAUUGAGGAGACGUGUUGGGGUGGGAGAGGGAACAGGUGAGGAGUUUGGGUGUUGGUUAACGUGGGGUGAGAGUGGCUCAAUUUGAAAAGGUAUAGUUAAAGUAGCUGACCUGUGUCAGGGUCGGUGUGGCCAAUACAAGCUCCUGUUGUUUCCCCAAUUUUAAACAUCAAACCUGAGCAGACCCUGGCUUUCUUGGGUGAGACAGUAGUUCUUUCUUCAUUUGUUUUGGGAGGUUGGAGUAACGGUGUCAGGAGGUGAUUGCCAUCGGCAGCUCUCAGGCUCAGCAGGCGAUUGAUAAGUGGGGAGGGUGGGGCUCAGUGGGUGGUCAGUGAUGGAGGAGUCAGGUAUAGUUGGAGGGUUUGGACAUCGACGGUUGUCUGAUAUGAGGCUUUCAGGGCUCUUGGUUGUUGAUGUUUGCCUUUAUACAAACUAUUUGAUGGCAGGAAGAUCACCAUCACCUUUCCCUUCUGUUGGUUACAGUGUGUACCAGGUGAGGGAAUGUCCCAUAAAGCUUGUGCAAUGUUGGUUAAUUAGCCCCUUUUACAGUUCCUUCUCGAGAAUUCUGGUGAGGAUUUUAGAUAUUGACCCUGCAGGCAUCUAUAUUUUUGAGAUCUGCCACCAGUGGUCAUGUCUGGGAGAAGGUAGGGGCUGCUGUUAUGAUUGCUACUUUGCUGAUACUUUAUUGAUGCAAGAGGGAGUGAUCUUCAACUCUCCCAUUCUAGGUGAGGCCAGGCCAAAGUACGUGGGGUAUAAGUCACCAAGUCUCUUAGGACUGUUGCCCACCUAAUCCAACUUUUCCCAAGGGCUCAGCUGGUCUUUACGGUCACCCUGACCUGCCUCCUGGCACCCCCAUCCCUAAACACGCCAGUGAUGGCUGACUGAAUCUAUAUUAACUUUGUUAGAUUUUCUCUCACUUGCUGUGCUGGUCUCGAAGAGAACUGGAUCGGGUUUUUGGCAUUGGGUGUAAAUCUCGAUCAGAAUGCAGUGGGGAAGCAGGGAAUGACAGGCAGGGGUAAGUGGAAUGCCCGUUGGUGAUGAACUAACGCAUAAUCAUCGGGGGUGGCCAAAAUUAAAUGCAACAGGUUUAUAAGAAAUGAAAUGAUUGCAUUUGUUCACAGUAUGGUGCAUCUCAGAGUCUGGCUGAGUGAGGGAGAGCAGAGAGCUUGGAGAACAUUUGGUGUGUGUGAUUUCCAAAGUGAAAUUAAAUACUGAAAUGAACAAA